Molecule: messenger RNA, 798 nt
Organism: Penicillium antarcticum
Lineage: Eukaryota; Fungi; Ascomycota; Eurotiomycetes; Eurotiales; Aspergillaceae
Product: putative pyroglutamyl peptidase type I
Exons: 2
Coding region: 1-798 (265 amino acids)
Biological process (GO): proteolysis
Source: RefSeq, a predicted model, not a curated record
AUGGGUGACUGCGGAACUGCUGUUCCACCGUUGCGCUCCACUCGAGCUGGGAAUCCACCGCAGCCCUCGGUUUCUCCCAACGAGAUAUCCGUCCUGAUAACGGGUUUUGGGCCCUUCAAGACAAACCUCGUGAACGCCUCAUAUCUAAUCGCCUCUUCCCUCCCGUCGUCGUUCAUCUUUCCGUCCAAAGACCAGGACACGGACCCGCGUCGAGUCUCUCUCCAUGUGCACCCCACACCUAUCUCUGUGGCUUACGCCACCGUCCGGGAGACCCUCCCGUUAAUUUUGGAGGACUUCGCUGCUUCCCACGGUGGUCGACGGCCCGACUUCAUCAUUCAUAUCGGCAUAGCCUCUCCACGACCGUACUAUUCGGUUGAAACCCUAGCCCACCGCGAUGACUAUAACAUCACCGAUGUCGAGGGCCGCUCUGGGUAUCUCGAUGGCGAGAAGCGGUGGAGAGAGCUGGGUCUGCCGGCCAUUUUGACACCGGGCCGUGUGACUGAUGAUCCAUCCUCUGCCUCGCCAUACCAACCCGAUGAGCAUUUCUUGGACACGUGGCAGUCCUUUGCCCCGGAAUCGGAUCUUCGUCUGUCCAAAGAUGCGGGUCACUAUCUGUGUGACUUUAUAUUCUAUAACAGCAUGUCGUUGGCUCUGCGUGAGGGCCAGGACCGUAACAUCCUCUUCCUUCAUGUGCCUGGUGCAUCCGAAGAUGCGAACAUUGAACAAGGACGCGUAGUCACCCUUGCCUUGAUCAAGACUAUGGUGUCAUGUUGGCUUGACAAGAAGCAUGCUGUAUGA